UGACAAUUUUUACGACCCACAAAGGCAUUCUUUUUCAGAAAACCGCCCUAGUAGUUUAAGUCCUAAAGAAAUGAGAGGAAUGAUGGAUAUUUUUCCGAGCGAGAUUAUAAACCAAGCUGAUUUGCAUCAUAUUUUUAAGUUCAAAAAUAAAAAGCCUCCCAGAAAUAAAGCUAACAGUAGACAAUUUUUGAUUGGCGAAGAUUUAUUUUUGAACAAAUAUUAUAAGCCAGAUGAAGAAAAUGAAAGCAAUUCCUUAUUACAAUCAAAGCGCACCUUGGAUUCUAGUCUUGCGAUAAGAAAAGGAUUUAAUAUCCCAUCUAAUGUUAAGAUUAUCAAAACGACGCGCACCCAAUCUUUACCAAAAAUUCAUCGUUCAUCAGCCACCAAUCCAUUAACUAUUGCUGAAUUAACACUCCCAUGGAAAACACCUACUAAAGUUCCAGUCAAAAUGCCAAGCCCUACUAGAGUGCCUGAUAAUUUGAUCAUUCCAGAAAAAAUGCAUAGCCCAACUAGAAUUCCUAGUAUAGUGGAAAGUUAUAAUAUUCAUGUCAACAAAAAAAGAUAAAUAAUUGCAAUAUGGAAUUAUGUAAAUUAUAUAUUUUUAAUAAAAUGGCGUUUAUA
This is a messenger RNA of Gordionus sp. m RMFG-2023, 621 nucleotides long. RefSeq lists its product as uncharacterized. Bases 71 to 565 code for a protein of 164 amino acids. NCBI's taxonomy places the organism in Eukaryota, Metazoa, Nematomorpha, Gordioida, Chordodea, Parachordodidae. The record is from RefSeq and is a predicted model, not a curated record. The transcript has 4 exons.